Messenger RNA from Pollicipes pollicipes, 1367 nucleotides. RefSeq lists its product as uncharacterized. Bases 117 to 890 code for a protein of 257 amino acids. Lineage: Eukaryota; Metazoa; Arthropoda; Thecostraca; Pollicipedomorpha; Pollicipedidae. The transcript has 5 exons. The record is from RefSeq and is a predicted model, not a curated record.
UCCGUCCCGUGCACAGCUCCGCGGCUCCGCAGCUCCCGCCGGCUGCCGACGCACGCCAGACGCGCUCCAGACGAGACACAGCGGGUCCGAGACAGCCGAGACGGUCCGUGUCCAACAUGAGGUAUCAGGGGCUGGUGCUUGCGCUGCUGGUGGUCGCCGGCGUCGCCCAAGAUGAGGGGAGGCAGCUGAACCUGGACCCGCUCGGGCUGGGAGAUUCUCUGAAGGAGGGACUGGGACACAUCCACAAGACCAUGUCCGCCGGGAUGGAGCAGCUGCGCUCCGGGCUGAGCGAGGCCUCACGAGUGGCCUCGAUCGUCGGCGAGGACAUGAGCGAGAGCUUCAGCCAGGCGGAGGGCGAGCGCGCGGGCGCCGGCGGUCAGCUGCGCCAGCGGGAGAGCCUGCUGGACGGCGUCAUGCGCAUGCUCGGCGUCGACUCCGACAAGCUGGGCGUCAUGGCCCUCAACGCGCUCAUCUACCUGGCCGAGUGGAUCACCGGCUCACUGCUCGGGGAGAAGAACUCCGUGGACAGCCGGUCGGGCGCGGCCGUGCUGGACUGGCUGAUGGACGACAACGUCGCCCAGUUCUCCGAGAUCGUGCAGCGCGCGCAGCAGCCCUCGCUGCCGAAGAGCAUGAUCGAGAGCCUGAUUGACCGCACUGGCAACGACACGGCCUGCGUCCAGCUGCUCAUCUGCAAGAUGUCGCCGGUGGUGUGGGGCGCGCAGAACGCCGUCAAGCAGAGCUUCACCUCGCGCUCGCUAGAUGGCUCCAUGUUCGACUCGUUCUACGAAUUUCUGCCGUCAAUGAACGACUUCGUCCGCUUUAGCGAGAGCUGUGAGAGUCAGUUCCCGGCGUGUCCGCUGAUCGACGUACUCGAGGAGGGCCAGCAGUAGCCAGACGCUAGCGGACGGGCCGGUGUCGCGGGUCACGAGCCCGGGGACUCCCCAAACUGGACACCGUAUCAAGGAGGCUGCGCGGCAAACUCAGCCGUCCCGCCAGCUGAGCGUCCUGCAGCCGUUGUCCGCAGUCCGGGACUCAUCACUUCGUACAACGUAUGAACGGCGACUUUGUAUUACUUCCAGGCAUUACCGCAGUCGCGACCCCAAGCAUGUCUCCGUUGAUGUCCCCGUGCACUUCCUGGCAGUUCAGGACAUGAAGUUCACCAAUUAGCAGAGCCGCACGCUGUCGGCGUGCACUUGUGCACUGCAUGGCGAGAGACGGGGUUACCGUGUGUGUGCACGUGGUUACACUGAGCACGCGUCCCGACGGCGCGGCAGUGAAAUACAGGCAUUCGCUGCACGUCACUACGGUGAGAAGGUCGGUGGUGCAAUAGGCUCCGGUUAUUGUGUAAUAAAAUUGUUGUUAUAUAG